Molecule: messenger RNA, 1236 nt
Organism: Desarmillaria tabescens
Lineage: Eukaryota; Fungi; Basidiomycota; Agaricomycetes; Agaricales; Physalacriaceae
Product: DNA glycosylase
Exons: 10
Coding region: 1-1236 (411 amino acids)
Biological process (GO): base-excision repair, AP site formation; base-excision repair; DNA alkylation repair
Cellular component (GO): nucleus; protein-DNA complex
Molecular function (GO): DNA-3-methyladenine glycosylase activity; alkylated DNA binding; DNA-7-methylguanine glycosylase activity
Source: RefSeq, a predicted model, not a curated record
AUGCCUGCAACGACGCGUUCCUCGACGCGUUCUCUAGCCAAUAGUGCGCCCUCAGAGACCGUACAGGCGGCAACGAAACGCAAAGCGCCCGCAUCAACCAAGGACAAGGCCAAGAAACCCAAGACGGCACAAGAAGCUGUACUAGAGCAGCAGAUACCCCCAGUCGUACCACCACCAAGCUCCGGUGCGGCGCCGGUCUUGAUACCAGCACAGCUCUCGUUCUCUUUUGAGGAUGCGAAACAGCACCUCAUCAGCGCAGAUCCCAGAUUCGAAGACAUUUUUGGCAAGCUGAAAUGCACACCUUUCGAGGUACUUGAACAAGUACACCCAUUUAGAUCUCUCGCAACUUCCAUAAUAGCGCAACAGAUAUCCUGGAAAGCUGCCCGCUCUAUCAAUCACAAGUUCAAACGGAUAUAUGACUCUUCUCUUCCCGAGAAUGUCGCGGAUUACACCGACAACUCUGCGACAUCCUUUUUCCCAAGCCCUGAGCAGGUGGCUGCUACGGAUCCUUCCCUCCUUCGUUCCGCAGGUCUUAGUGGACGCAAGGGUGAAUAUGUUCAAGAUCUCGCAAGUAGAUUCGCGGAUGGGCGUCUGUCAACCGAAAAGCUAAUAAAAGCCACUGACGAGGAGCUAUUAGAAUUGUUAAUUGCGGUCAAAGGUGUUGGAAAAUGGACAGUUGACAUGUUCGCAAUUUUCUCUCUUCGACGACCCAACAUUUUACCCGUUGGUGACCUGGGCGUCCAGCGUGGAGUGAUACGGUGGUUCCUGUCCCUGCAUUCUUCCACGUAUAACUAUGCGAUAUCUGAUAAGAAAGACGCGGGUAGCUCAUCUAAAGCUAAGAAGAAAAAGAACUCCAAGACCGAAGAGGAAAACGACAAAACUACCUCUGUGACGGAUAUAGAAAGACCGUUGACCCCUGAUGUUUCUUCAGCCCCACCGGGAGGUUUACCAUCCACUCCCAAGAAGACCGAUACGGAAACACCCGCUCUGCCUCCCGCGUUCACCCCGUCAAUCAAUAGGACUCUUCACAAAGUACAAGAUACCUCAUUUGUACCAGAGCCUCUACCUGAGGGACUCGCUGUAACCGCAUUGAAAGCCCGUCUUGAUGGGAAGAAAAAGAUCAAGGGUGCCUUGCUUACUCCUGCAGAAAUGGAAGGCCUUACAGAAUCUUGGAAGCCGUAUAGAAGUCUUGCGGUUUACUACAUGUGGGCGCUCGCUGACGGUGAUGAUUCAUAA